Monodelphis domestica (gray short-tailed opossum) is the source of this 2069-nucleotide messenger RNA. RefSeq lists its product as uncharacterized. Lineage: Eukaryota; Metazoa; Chordata; Mammalia; Didelphimorphia; Didelphidae. The record is from RefSeq and is a predicted model, not a curated record.
UAAAUGGAGCGAGAAUCCAUGUGAACCUUACUAACUUACCCGAGACUAUACCAGACCAACAAGAAUGGCUUUCUCAGCCCUUCAUAUAAUGAUGGCGAUAGGACUGUUUACUUUGAUUCUUCCCUGCCAUGCUGAUGAUGAGCCGUCAGUCUCUAACCCAAAAUUAGAUGCAGGAUUCCCAUCAUUCUUAAGUUCCCUGGGCAGUGGAAUCCUUGAAUCUGCAGUAGACUACCUUCUCUCCUCAAUGAGCCGGAGAUCUGGAUUCUCAGAAUUGGACAACAAACCAGAAAAGUCUCCAGAAAAAUGAUUGGAUGCUGAUCUCACCUCCUCAGCCAGACCAUGUCUUUCUUUCCCUCGGUUUUCCUGGCUGUCUAGUCCAAAGAUUCUGAACUGUUGUUAAUGCCUUGGAUAUCAGCAACUCUUAUCCUUUGGCCCAGCCUAGUAAGAAUCAAUAAUUAAUAUUCCCAUCCUGGAAGACAAAAUAAAGUCCAUAAACUCAUGAACUCAAGUGUUUACAGUAACAAUGCAUUUCUCUCAGCAUGCUGAUGCUCUUGAUGUAAAAAUAUCAUUAUUCCACUGAUAACCACAGUACCUACUGUUUCUAGAAAAGGCCAUGCUUCUCAGGAGCUACAUUUUCUGAGAGAUGGGCUCUUUGGAGUCAACAUGUAGUAGACUGGAAAGUAUUCUGAGGACCUGAGUUUCCUUUACUUCCAUUAUCUUCCAUCCUGAGAAUAUAGUUACUGUGUCUGAAUUUCAUUUGAAGAUUAAAUAUUCAACAUAUUUAGAACUACAGUGGUACCUCAGUGCUAAUCAUUAAUUAGUUUCAGUAGACAGGUUGAGUACCAAAUGAAUUUUUACAAUAAGGAAUACUGUAAAUUGAAUUAAUCGACUUAUAGCCCCCAUCUCCCAAACUGUGACUUUUGGUAUUCCAUUUAGAGAGGGCUAUAACCUCCUGUUAGUAGAAAUAGUUGUGAGAAAUGGGGAAUCCAGACCAGAACUAUUUUUGAGAAGCUUAAAAAGGAUCAUGGGGAGGCAGAGUUGAGAUGGCAGCAUAAAGGUAGUGAAAGUUCAGAUCUCUGAAAACCCUUCUUUACCAAUUACAAACUAAAUGCUCCUAGGGGACUGAAAAUCAAACCUAAAAACAGGACAGAGCCAAGGAACCCUCCUGCUGGACUCAAAUUAAAAGAUAUGCUCCCCAAAAGCCUGAAUUCAAAAACACUCUGGUAUAAGGGGAAGGAAGAAGGAAGGUCCCAGGACCCCCUCCCCCACCUAGAGCAUUAAGCCUCCAGUGGUAGCUGGAACCUCUGGGCGGGCAAGGGUGCUGGUCUAGAGGGAGUACCUUGCAGGCAAACAGUGCCAGGCUCAGAUCGUCAAACACAGGUGGUGGAGAAGCAGUUGAAGAAGAGGGGCAGAGUCAGUAACCUAGUUGCAGCAGUGGAGAUACUCCAUGUUGCCAACCCCUUCACAAGGUUUUGGCCUCAGGGCACAUCCAGCUUUGCAGCUCAGCUAGGCUUAAUCUAAUCAAAGCCUUCAGAGGGCACAGAUGCUCAAGCUCCUACACCCCUCCCUCACAGACUUCACUGAGAGAUUUGCUGACUAAGCUCCAAAGGCAAAGGCUGACAGAAAAGCCCAAAACCACAGAUCCGACAAAAAAUGAGAGGAGCAAGAACACAGGCAACUGCAGGGAGUAAUGAAGGGGUAACUAUGAGCAAACAACAGAAAAAGAAACAAUUAAUUACAAUUGACAUCCUCUAUCCAGGCAAUGAACACAGAGCAAAUGGAAGAGAGAAGGAGGAAGGAACACCAAGCCAAAAAAAAGUAACCCCAGCAAGUUGGAUACAGGCUUUGGAAGAACUCAAAAUACAAUUCAAAACACAAUUAACAGAGGCUGAAGACAAUUGGGAAAAGGAUUUAAAAAGCAAGAUAAGUCAUUAGGAAACAAAAACAGUGUCUUGAAAGCCAAAAUUAAUAGGUUCAAAAUGAGGCAAAGGUUAGAAGGAGAAGGAUGACCAAAAAGCCAGGAAUGAAAUCCAGUCUUUAAAAACGAGAAUACAACAAUUAGAAGCAGG